GAAUUUUCAGCCGAUGUCGGAACCGGAAACCCGGCUCCCGACACCUGGGCGAGUUCCAUCAGGUUCAACUUCUGUUGGUGCACUCCCUCCAUUAACAUUACCUCCACCUCGCCUUGAUCCUCUCGCGGGAAUCUCCUCCGUACAUCAUUCAUACGCUUCGCCUAGUCUUGCAACUCAGAUGAUGCCGUCACCUAUUCUGCAGUCAGGGAUGAUGUCGCCAGUGUCGACACAAUCGCCUCUCAGCCAUCAAAUGCUCAGCCCUCAGCAGAAACCCCAAAGUGUUCCAUCUUCUGGACAACAGCUUCAAGAUGUGCGACGGCAAAGUGUAAUGCUCCCUCAAGACCAGAUGCGGGGACAAUUCUCCCACACGGUCACUACAGUGCCUUCAAAUAAGAGGCCUAAUGAAAUGGGCAGACAAAUACAAAGUGUACCAAAUUCACCUGCUUCAUUGGCGAUCUCAACUCCACCUCAGUCUGUACAGGUGCGUCACAGCAGCUUGGAUGCUCAACUUUCUCCGGGAUCAAGUAGUGUUGGCAAUCCUUCGCCAUCGUACUCGAACCAUUCGUCGCCUUCCGUCGUUCAGUUACACAAUGGGCAUGGACCUCCCGGCUCCUAUGUGCAAACUACUAUGCAUUCUCAUCUUGGAUCAACAUUGACUCGCUACGCAUCUUUACCUUCUCAGGAUCAGCUGCAACAUCAUGUCGCUGUUGGAUCAUUGUCGUCUAGUCCCAACAAACAGGGUUACCAGCAUGAGGUUCAGUCAAGACCGGUUCAUCAGGUAGCAUCGACAAUGGCCUCUACCACACAGAGAACUGUGCCAUCACAGACGCCACAAGGACCUACAUUGCUUCAACAGCAACUGAGUACCCGUCCCCCUCGUUCACAGUCGAGUACUGCCAUCGUCGGUAGCCAGCCUAAUGUAAUGAUACAACAGCAACCAAUACCACAAGUACCAUCCUCGCAGCAAAAUGGGCAGCAGUCAAAGCCCAGACCAAUCCCAAGUCAAGAACCGAUGCCUCGUCAGGUUCAGUCUGCAUCAAAUCAGCAGCAGCAUGUGGUUAUGGGUCUUCUCCAUGGUGCUCAGUUACAGCAACAUCAGGCUGAUGGAGGCGCUGUUCAAUAUGCUGGUGCGAGUGUUUCAAAUCCACACGUUCGGCAGAUCUUAGCCAAUAGGACAUCUCAGUCAUUGAUGGGACCUAGCUCUUCUGCGCCACAGCAGGUUCUGCAACAUUCGCAGCCAUCGCCAUCACGGAUGUCGCCUUCAGUACAGCAGCAGGUCGUCGUUCCGCAUGGCAUAUUGCCUUCUCAGGCGAAUUUGCCGCUACGAAGUGUGCUUGCAGCUCAGCAACAGCAGUUGACACAGCAACAGUUGCUUCAGCAACAACGACCGCAGCAGCAACAACUUGCUGGAAUACAACAAGCAGCUCCUCAGCAGCAGAUUCGAUUGAGUGGCCGCGUUGCUGGCACUGCCUCGGGCGCGCUUGCCACGUUGUAUGAUGCGGAAAAAUCAGCUACUACGUUAACAAACAAGGACGCUUAUCGCAUCUUGAAGCGACGAUUCAAAUACCUCGUUUAUGAGAAUGAGUGCUAUCAAGAGGAGUUAAGAAACCUUCAAAGAAAGCUACUGAAACUCUCAAGGGAUAAGAAUUUUCUGCUUGAUCGUUUGGGGCAAUUUGAGAAAUUUUCCGACAGUUCUGAUGAAGACUCAGACGCCAGCCACAAAACCUGCGACGAAAAACCAAAAACGAAGAAACGAAUUCGCCCUGCUCAACGAAAGCGCGCUGCUGAUGAGGGACUAGAAGGAUCGAACGCUGUAAAACGGUCUGCCGAAGAAAGUUUAGUGAGCAGUCCCAGUCCAUCCGAGUCACCGAUAACUGAUCCGCGUUCUGGUGCAUAUCUUGCGACCGGACCUCAGUGCUCCUCUCAGUCAUAUAGGCAGCUUUUGAACGCUGCCAGUUCAUCGUCAUAUGAAAGAAUGCAAGUGCAAGCUCCACCAACGAUGAAUAACCCACCAUUUGUUCUUUCCCAUGGUCAGAACGUACUCCAGAUGGGAACUUCCGGCACACAGCCGCAACAGCAGCAAAUUUUGCGUUCUACUCUAGCACGUGUGGUUCCUUCAACAAUGCUUGCGCAGCAGCCUCACUCUUCUCAGUCAUAUACCUCAUCGAAUCGGCUUCUUGCUGACACGAGGCCAAUAGUGGCCAAAGUCCGAGUUGAAACACCGCUAGCUGGCAUGGCUAGUUCAUACCAAGGCGAACAGAUGAAACAGACGCCGUUACAUAGAGCACUUUCGAAAGCUCCUACAAUUGCACAGACCAGAUCGAUGGAAUUUUCGCAUCCACAGCAGGAGAUGCUUGCCAACAAUCCAGUGAACGGCGACAAUUACACAGCAUCGACUACUAGUGCGCUAGGACCGCCAAUGACCAUGGCUCCAUCGCCCAUCGAAACAAAUGCUUCUGUGCCAUCAGUUGCAGUAUCGUCGCUCUCCUCUUCCCUGAUAAAUGGACUGAUGCCUGAUGCUAGUGGUUAUGUUGAGAAGAAGGAAGAGAAAUGCUCCACUGCCAUUAUUUCACCGGCCACGUCUCAGCAUCGGUGACUACUGACUCGAUUCGCUUUAUAUCGCCUUUUGACUCAUGUAAGGCCAGUAUUACAUAUCUCCUGUUGAAACUGAUAGAAAUUCACCGAAAAUUUGCCAUGGGUGUGUUCUAGUCUCAAUUUUAGUUGUGCGUUAUCCCAGUCACUGUUAGGGUAGCACACUCUUGUUGUACUGUCUCAUAUUUGAAUUUUGGCAUAUUUUUACAUGUUGAUUUUUGACAUGUUGCAUUAAAUCCCGGUACUAUUGAUCGU
Molecule: messenger RNA, 2847 nt
Organism: Cylicocyclus nassatus
Lineage: Eukaryota; Metazoa; Nematoda; Chromadorea; Rhabditida; Strongylidae
Source: the annotation of a GenBank genome assembly